This is a messenger RNA of Manduca sexta (tobacco hornworm), 566 nucleotides long. RefSeq names its product glycine-rich cell wall structural protein. The record is from RefSeq and is a predicted model, not a curated record. The transcript has 3 exons. The coding region runs from base 62 to 481 and encodes 139 amino acids. NCBI's taxonomy places the organism in Eukaryota, Metazoa, Arthropoda, Insecta, Lepidoptera, Sphingidae.
UAUAUACCUUUAGAGGCUUGUUUUCGAGACAUACGGAGUUGAGUUCUCUUAUCCUUCAAAUAUGGCGUUCAAGGUUGCUUGCUUGCUUUUGGCUUUAGCCGUUACAUGCUACGGAUAUCCGUAUGGGAGCUAUGGCGGCUCAGGCAGCAGUCACAGUGGUGAAUACAGCGGUGAACUAGACGAUAUUUCAGGCCACGGAGGCCAUGGUAGUAACAGUGGAUAUGGUAGUCAUGGAAGCCAAGGUGGAUUCGGAAGUCACGGAAGCCAGGGUGGAUUCGGAGGUCAUGGAAGCCAAGGUGGAUUCGGAAGUCACGGAAGCCAGGGUGGAUUCGGAAAUCAUGGAAGCCAAGGUGGAUUCGGAAGUCACGGAAGCCAGGGUGGAUUCGGAAGUCAUGGAAGUCAAGGUGGAUUUGGUAGCCACGGAAGCCAAGGAGGGAUUUGGAAAUCACGGAAGCCAGGGUGGAUUCGGAGGUCACGGUAGCCAGGGUGGCCAUGGAGGAUACGGCCAUGGACACUAAAGUAUCAUUACAAAUGUAAUGUGAAGUAAUAAAUUAUUUACAAACAUA